This is a messenger RNA of Dovyalis caffra, 1614 nucleotides long. The record is from the annotation of a GenBank genome assembly. NCBI's taxonomy places the organism in Eukaryota, Viridiplantae, Streptophyta, Magnoliopsida, Malpighiales, Salicaceae.
AUGGAGAAAGCGCUUAGCAGACAAAAAGUUCUUCUGGCUCAUCUGCAACCUUCUCCUUCUCCUUCUCCUUCUCCUUCUCUCUCUACUUCAUUUUGUGCUGCUGGGGACAGUGCUGCAUAUCACCGGGAAGCUGCUUUUGGUGAUGAUGUUGUGAUUGUGGCUGCAUACCGUACUGCUAUUUGCAAAGCCAAGCGUGGCGGGUUCAAGGAUACCUUUCCUGAUGAUUUACUUGGAUAUGUAUUAAAGGCAGUGGUAGAGAAAACAAAUGUGAAUCCAAGUGAAGUAGGGGACAUUGUUGUUGGAACUGUUCUGGCUCCUGGUUCAGAAAGAGCAAUUGAGUGCAGGAUGGCAGCUUUUUAUGCUGGUUUCCCUGAUACGGUGCCUGUCAGAACAGUCAACAGGCAAUGCUCAUCUGGCCUGCAGGCAGUUGCUGACAUUGCUGCUUGCAUAAAAGCAGGAUAUUAUGACAUCGGUGUUGCAGCUGGGUUGGAGUGCAUGACAGUGAACAGUAUUAAGGGUGUUCCCCAAGUUAACCCAAGAGUAGAGAUCUUUCAACAAGCCCGAGAUUGUCUUCUUCCUAUGGGUCUCACUUCUGAAAAUGUUGCUCAGCGUUAUGGCGUGACACGGAAGGAGCAAGACCAGACUGCUGUUGAAUCACAUAGGAAAGCUGCAGCUGCAAGAGCAUCUGGUAAAUUCAAAGAUGAAAUUAUCCCAGUUAUCACGAAGAUUGUGGACCCAAAAACUGGUGCAGAGAAGGCUAUUACAGUUUCAGAGGAUGAUGGCAUUCGACCAAACUCAAACCUGGCAGAGCUGUCCAAGCUGAAACCUGCAUUCAAAAGGGAUGGAUCCACUACUGCUGGCAAUGCUAGCCAAGUCAGUGAUGGUGCUGGAGCUGUCCUUCUUAUGAAAAGAAGCCUGGCUGCACAGAAGGGACUUCCAAUUCUUGGAGUGUUCAGGAGUUUUGCUGCUGUUGGUGUGGAUCCUGCCGUAAUGGGUGUAGGUCCAGCUGCUGCAAUUCCUGCUGCAGUGAAAGCUGCUGGACUUGAGCUUAAUGACAUUGACCUGUUUGAAAUAAAUGAGGCAUUUGCAUCGCAGUAUGUUUAUUGCAUUAAGAAGCUGGAGCUUGAUCAAGAAAAGGUUAAUGUGAAUGGUGGUGCAAUUGCUCUCGGGCAUCCUUUAGGGGCUACAGGUGCCCGCUGUGUUGGAACUCUUCUUCAUGAGAUGAAACGUCGUGGGAAAGAUAGUCGCUUUGGAGUGAUCUCAAUGUGCAUAGGGUCAGGCAUGGGGGCUGCUGCUGUUUUCGAAAGAGGAGACUUUGUUGAUGAACUGUGCAAUGCUCGAAAGGUGGAAAGUAACAGCCUUCUGUCGAAGGAUGCCCAAGCAGAGACACGUGGUGGUCGCCAUUGGAGUGCAUGGAAACAGACAAUUAAGGCAGCACGAGAUGGUUGGAGAGUUAGUGGAGUCACUAUGGCGAGAGUAGUUAGGUACUCUGGGCAGAAUUCAUUUGAUGGAGUUAGGUACUCUGGGGAACCAAUAGUUUUUGCCUGGGAGCUCAUGAAUGAACCUCGGUGUGCAUCCGGUUCUGCUGCUGCUAUUCUUCAGGUGAACCAUUGA